AUGGCGGCAGUGGAAUUAAAACCGGAGGAUUCGAUUGAUCCUUUUAAUGAGGUACCUCGGGAAGUACAGACGGGUAUAGCUAUAGCUAUAGCUGAAGGAAAGGAAGCUACACCGCAGGUUUCUUCACACACAGAACAAGGGUCUGAGAUUACAACCAAAGAUUCAAUCCCUUCGACGGAAGUAUACGAGGAAGAAUCUAUGACUGUUGAAAAAACGGAAACAUCAGAGAGUCCGUUGGAGCUUGAACCGGAGCUUCAGACUACAACGGAGGAUUCAGAAUCUCCCAAGGAAACACAUGAAAAUAUCACUACCAAAGAAGAAACACUCAAAGACGAACAAGAUUCAUCAGAACCUCAGAUUGCAAUAGAAUCUCUAACUCUCGAAGACCCUGCCACAAACAACGAAGAAUCAGAAGAAACAGAAACAGAAGAUCAGACGGACGGGGAGAAUUUAAUCAAUCUCCUGCCUACCGAACUAUGUCAUGGCAUCCUAUCGUUUUUAGACGAUGAUGAGAAAGAAAGAUUCUCGAGAUGCUCGAGACACUGUUAUUUCCUUUCCUUCCCGUUACGGUUUAAUGGCCGGGUUAUUCUUUCGAAACAUGAAGACGGAGUUGGGAUCGGUGAUUUCGCUGAUGGGAAGUGGUUGGAGCCGUUGAGAUAUCAUAUUCGUUCGGCAAAGAUACACUUCUGGCAGAAUGAACUGCAUAGAUCACUUCAGUCCAUCGCCAUAUUCCCCAGACUGAUCAAUUUAACCAUCUGCUUAACCAUGGAUAAAGGAUUCGAAAGGAACUUAUCUGUCGCGGUCAUAUCCUCAUUAUCAAAACUGCCGUUUUAUGAUAACAUAGAAAGUCUUACGCUGGAUUGGAGUGAGCAAAGAACACCCGGUGGCCUCUCACGUCGGCACAUCGAAUUGACUUCCGAUAGCGAGGAUGAGGAGUUCAGGGUUACGUAUCGUCGAGGUCCUGGGGAGAUGAGAUUACAUAAGGCGUAUAAACAGGGCUUUCCACGGUUGAGUUCCGAGACGAAGGAGUUUUUGGGAGGGUUUAUUAAAGGCGGGGAGCUAUCUACGGUUGUUAAGAAACUGAAGUUUCCUAAAUACCUGAGAUCGUUGGAUUUUAAUAUCUCCUGCGAGGAUUCUGCAUAUGCUUUACCCUUUUUCCAAAAUUGCAAUGCGAAUGGGUCGAAUGUGAAGGUAGAUUGUGGACUUCUAGUCAGAGGGAAUAGUUUCCCCAUCCUCGAUCUCAAUACCCGCCCAAAAAACGAACCCGCGGAAAUAAAAACCAUCAAACGCCUUUCUCUAGGUUUUCCAAAGGGACAUCUAGACUACGACUCCAUCAAGGUAAAAUACCUACUCUCCCAAUUCCCAAACCUCGAGGUUCUAAAAUUCGUCGAAUACUCCCCCUACGACGCCGAAGAAUUAUGGGAAACCCUACCGAAUCUAUCAAAAUUACAACGGGUGGAAUAUGCAUGGCCCAGAAGACCGGGUUCGUACGGUACGUCUGGUAGAUCGGUGUAUACGGGAGAUUUGGAGGAAGUUAUUGAGAAGAGAUUGAAGAAUGGGGAUUUUGGGUGUUUGAAAUGGGUUAAUAUUAGAGAACUUUGGCCGGGUUCGACUAGGAGGGUUAGGGAAGGGGAGAUUUUGAGGGUUGUGGAGGGGGGUGAGGUUGUGAGGAGACGGUAUGUUUGGUGGGAUGGUUUGAAGAAGAGGCCUACUAGGGUGGAAGGUGGGGAUGAAGGGUCUGAAGCUGGAGAGGGGGAGGAGGAGUGA
This is a messenger RNA of Orbilia oligospora ATCC 24927, 1767 nucleotides long. RefSeq lists its product as uncharacterized. The record is from RefSeq and is a predicted model, not a curated record. The coding region runs from base 1 to 1767 and encodes 588 amino acids. The transcript is spliced from 2 exons. NCBI's taxonomy places the organism in Eukaryota, Fungi, Ascomycota, Orbiliomycetes, Orbiliales, Orbiliaceae. Gene Ontology annotation, molecular function: protein binding.